This is a messenger RNA of Formica exsecta, 1949 nucleotides long. It is a transcript of the gene Obp5, whose product is annotated as general odorant-binding protein 19a-like. Gene Ontology annotation, molecular function: odorant binding; dibutyl phthalate binding. The record is from RefSeq and is a predicted model, not a curated record. The coding region runs from base 951 to 1391 and encodes 146 amino acids. The transcript has 6 exons. Lineage: Eukaryota; Metazoa; Arthropoda; Insecta; Hymenoptera; Formicidae. Gene Ontology annotation, cellular component: extracellular region. Gene Ontology annotation, biological process: olfactory behavior; sensory perception of smell.
UUUUUUUUCUGUUCCACGCACUCGUUAUAUACUUGACAUAAUUAUAUACUGGACAUAAUAUAAGUCAGAAUUAUACAUAUAUUUAACUUGUUCUUCGUUUAAAUGUGAAAAGAAUCGAUAUAAAAAUAUAAGAUGUUCAUAAAUUGUACAACACUCAAAAUAUUAUAAUGUAGUAUUGUGUAAAUAUCAAUCAUAUAAUAUAUUUCUUAUUCUUAAUCUCUAAAGUAUUUUUUUAAAUACUAGGAUAGAAUAGGAAAUCAUUUUAGAUUUAGAUUACUAAUUAAAAAUAACGAAAGAAAACAGAGAAUAGUUACAUAGAAAUUAUAAUAAUUUUAAUAUAAUAACAAAUAUAUAAAUCUAGUAUAACGUAAAUAAAAUCGUAACUACCGGAUUUGCAGAAUUUAAUCGUUGAACAGUUUUAUUCAGUAUCAAUACCGCAUAUUAUUAUUAUAUUAUUAUAUUAUUACUAUGAACUUACAUUAUGCAUUUCCUAUUAAACUUUUCCAGAAUUUUCCAUCAGAAUAUUUUACGUCUGUUUUACGUUAUACAUUACAAGAUGUUCAUGUGUACCUACUAAAUACGCUGUCAUCUGUGCAACCAUCGAACAAUACUUAUAUCAUUACAUAUUGUGUCCAUUACCGGUAAUUACGUUUUAACCAUUAGCUUGUAUGUUUUCUCUCUUUCUUUCUUUUGUUUUUGUUUUCCUUCGACAUACGAAUCACGGAAGCUUCUUCCUUUGUCUCGACGACAUAAAGUAUAAAUUUUCUUCGAAUAAAUGCUAUGAAAUCAAGUUUCUAAACGAGAUUGCAACCCAGUAUAUUAGCUGCAAACGAUCUGUCGACAGUCGGAGUCUUUAUAAAAGAACGAUGAGGGCUAGUUACGACGAGUUUCAAGAAAGUACUUCAGAUUAAACUUAUAUAUAUCUCUGUAAAAUUGAAAAAUAUUGUAAAAUGUGUGCCCGCGUUAAAUUAUUAAUCUGCGUAAUUAUGAUCGCGCUCUUCACGAUCAAUCAAACGGAUGCUGUGUUGACGAUGGAACAAAUUCACAAGACGGCGAUGACUAUGCGAAACACGUGUACAACUAAAAGCCACGCAGAUCCCGGAGCUGUUGCAGGAAUNNAAACAGGUCAAUUUCCAGAUGACGAUCAAUCAUUAAAGUGCUACACACUUUGUAUAAUGAAAUCGAUGCGAACUUGGAAGAGUGGACGCAUAGAUGAAGGCAUGAUGCUUAAACAGCUGGAUAUAAUGAUGCCUGUCGAAAUGGCAACGCCUCUGAAAGCAGUUACAACUGUGUGCGCUGCACGUCCUCCUGCUAGCGAUGAUUGCGAAACAACUUACCAGUUUGUGAAGUGUAGCUAUGAAACAGAUAAGGAUCACUUCUUCUUCCCUUAAUCGAAAUCGGAUGCAGAUAAUUUUGGAAAAAUAAUGUGAUUACAUAAAACGAAAAAUUGUGAUUGUGUUUUUAGCGAUACGUAAACAUAAAAGUUAAGAAAAAUAUACAAUAUAAAAAAUUAUAAGAUUUAUGUAAUCAUAUAUGAACAAAUAGAUUACGACAAGGCGUAAUAUUAAAAUUGUAUCUUAGAAAAAAAUUAUAUAAUAUUAUAUAUGCGUUUAUGCAUUAUUAUAAUUAACAAGUAGUUUAUCAAGUAACAUGUGAAGUAGCUGUUAAAAUUUUCUGUUGGUCAAAAGCGCUUUAAAAACGACAUAAAUAGUUGCACAAUAUCAAUAUAUCUUUGUUUAAAAUAAUAAUUUUCGAAACAAACGACUUUACUCUGCAAGAAUACAUGCAAUUUUCAGAAACUUUCCCCUACUUUUCCCAAAAAUUGUAAUAAAUAUACAAAAAUUUUAAUCAAUAUAAAAUAUCAAAUUAUAUACAUAUACAUACACACGCACUUAUCAACAAUUAAUAAUUACUAAAUAUUUAACUAUAAGAAUAAAACUUGGAAUGCA